AUGGCUUCCACUCUGCCGUACCUGGCCAGUCCAGUGCCCUCCCAGCCGCGUCAUUCGGACCGCAAGAAGCUGCGCUCGGCCUGCGAUUCCUGUCAUCAAUGCAAGGUCAAAUGCUCCGGCGGAUCGCCCUGUUUUCGCUGCACGUCGAGGGGCUUGUGCUGUCGUUAUGGCUUUCAGAAUAGAGCAGGAAAGCCCAAGGGGAGCAAGAACCGCAAGACGCUCGAAAGGGAACAUCGGCUGCGUCUGGGAUGGCUGCAUUCUCUCGACAGUUCCACCAUCAACCUCUCCGGUCAGACCUCACUCUCGAAUCCAUGUACCGACUUCUCCUCACCGCUCGACUUGGACCCGUGGACGAUGGAGAUGGACCUCGCCCUGCAGACCCCCCCGGAGGAAAGCAGCUCAGAGAGUUUAGAAGCCUUGACGACGCCGGUAUCUUCGUUCGGCGACGACGCGUACCUCCAACUGAGCGACCCUGCCACGUCGAUAUCCCCCGAGUUCCCGCCUCUUCAGCAACACCCAGAUCAAGGCUGUGGCUGCGUGCAGAGUCAGGCAGUCAACGUCGCUGCCCUGCACCAGCUAACGGGUCGCGACCGCUCCGAUCGCUUCGAUCUGGCCAUGAAGUCCAUCACCGCCACGCUGGAGACCUGCGAGCGCUUCAUCGCCUGCCACGCCUGCCACAAGUCCCUCUCCUCCAUCCUCCUCACCCUGUCCGCCACAGAGCUUAUCUUCAGUCUUUCCGAGCAACUCACCAUGAACAAUCACCCGCCUGGUGCCUUGCCCUGUUCGUUGGGUAACUACAAAGUCACCCAGGAAGAGGGGCAGGCCAUUCGCAACGUUCUCAUCAAGAUCACCCUCUCCAGGGGGCGCCAGACGCUCGACGCCUUGCACAACCUGUUGAAUGUCGACUCAGUGGACUCCUCUCUCGGGUGCUGCGAGGACGCCAGACCCGACUUAGAGCCUGUCUUGGUGAGUGGCUUGUCUGUCGCGGAUCGAGAGUACAUGACUCUAUGGAUUCGGCGGAAACGGGCGGCGCUGGACGUUCUCAUGGCUGCUGUUGUUGUUUAG
This is a messenger RNA of Penicilliopsis zonata CBS 506.65, 1065 nucleotides long. RefSeq lists its product as hypothetical. Gene Ontology annotation, molecular function: zinc ion binding; sequence-specific DNA binding; DNA-binding transcription factor activity, RNA polymerase II-specific. The record is from RefSeq and is a predicted model, not a curated record. The coding region runs from base 1 to 1065 and encodes 354 amino acids. The transcript has a single exon. NCBI's taxonomy places the organism in Eukaryota, Fungi, Ascomycota, Eurotiomycetes, Eurotiales, Aspergillaceae. Gene Ontology annotation, cellular component: nucleus. Gene Ontology annotation, biological process: positive regulation of transcription by RNA polymerase II.